AUGAAUAGAACUAAUAACAAAGAGGACAUUACUGUGAUUUGGUGCGACUCAAAGAUCGGUUCUAAUGAUUAUGUAGAACAAAUAAAGAAACAAUUACGUCAAAUCAAUGAUUUUGUUGUAUUUCAUACUCAGGUCGAAUCUUGCAUUAGUUUCAUUCAAUCGAUUCAUAAUGAAAUAGUCUUUUUCAUCUCUUCAAUUUAUGAUGCACCGCAAAUAUUGCCUCAUAUUGUAACUCUAUCUCAAAUUGAUAGUAUCUUUGUCUUCAACUGGGAAAAAGUUGAUAAUGAACAUUUAGUUCUUGAACAUUCAAAAUUUAUUGGUAUCUACGAUGAACUCGAUUUAUUGUGUUUAUCAAUUCAAGAGCAAGUAGAUUUGCUCGAUCGAGAUUUACAAAUAUUCAGCUUCUUUGAUCAAGAUGAACGCUUGACAAAAGAUCUAUCAAAACAAACUGCUGAUCUUCUUUGGUUUCAACUUUAUCAUGAUGUUCUUUUUCAAUUAACAUAUGAUGAAGAUGCUAAACAAGAAAUGAUCGAUACAUGUCGUUCCUAUUAUCGAGACAAUAUCAAAGAAUUGGAAGUGCUUAAGAAAUUUGAAAAUGAAUAUCGUUCAGAAGAAGCACUUCAAUGUGCAUCAAAUGAAGGUCAACUUAUCAAAGAAAAAUAUAUCGAAGACUCACAUCGUCAAAUGGAAGAUUUAUGUAUCAAAAUUCUCUUUGGACGAUUGAUGUGUGAUAUGGGUCAAUGGAAUCAAUCACAACACUUCUUUCAACAUUUAUUGAACAACUCGAAUACCAACAAUGAAGAUCUCGCAAAGAUUGAAUAUAGUCUUGGUGAGGUUCUUCAAUGGAAAGGAGAAUGGAGUGAAGCACGGAAAUAUUAUGAUCGUGCUUAUGAACGGAUGACGAAUAUCAAACCAACACAAAUCAAGAAUUCAGCUAAUAUACUCUUCAAUAUUGGUGAGAUUCUUUAUCUAGAAGGAAAGUACGAAGAAGCUCAGAAUUAUUAUGAGCGAGCAUUGGCAAUACGAAAACAAAAUUAUUCCUCUACCAAGAAUGAUAGGCCUUGUCCACCGAAUUAUCAACUUAAUAGUGUGCUGAUUCAUAUUCGAGCAUCACUCUGGCCAGUUUCAUUGAAUUCAAGUGGAUUCUCUCAAUCGAAUUCUCGAUGCAUUGGCUAUAUACAAAAGAAACGAGGAAAGUAUGAUGAAGCUCUUGAUUUUCAUCAACGAGCACUAGCACUUCAAGAGAAAUAUUAUCCAUCUUAUUAUGCUAAAAUUGCCAACACUCUCAAUCUUAUCUCUGAUGUACUACUUUAUCAAUCAAAAUAUAAUGAAGCUUUAUGCCAUUGUCAACGAGCGCUAACCAUGCAGAAGAGCUAUUACCCUUCAGGUAGUGUCUCAAUGGCCUUUAGCCUCAGUAGUAUGACUAACAUCUUACAUAAGCAAGAAAAAUACAAUGAAGCUGUUAAUUUGGAUCGACGAGCACUAGCAACUAUCGAAAAACAUAAUCCAUCUGAUCGUUCUUCCAUUGUUUCUUAUAUGAAUAAUAUCGGAGUUACAUUACGCAAGCAAGAAAAGUAUGAUGAAGCUCUUGAUUACCAUCGAAGAGCACUCGAAAUGCAAGAAAAAUAUUAUCCAUCUUGUCAGCAUGAGAUAGCUAAUACUCUCAAUUACAUCGGUAAUCUUCUCAUUAGACAGAAAAAAUUCAAUGAAGCCUUGAAGUUUUAUGAAUGUGCACUUGAAGUGCAAGAGAAGUAUUAUUCAAAUGGUCAUGUGGACAUUGCGACAACCCUCAAUAAUAUUGGUACAACAUUUCAUCGACAAGAAAAAUUUGAUAAAGCAAUUGAAUAUCAUCAGAAAGCAUUAGAAAUUCAAGAGAAAUAUUAUCCAUCAGGUAGUGUCUUCAUAGCUGAUACUAUCAAUCAUAUCGGUCAUGUUCUGUACGAUGAAGAAAAACUGUUAUCUAUGAUACACUUUCAAAAAAAAAAGACAUUCAUGCGACAACAACUCCUACUCUGUUGGGCGAGCGUUCUCGCUCUGAUGGUGCUUCCAUCGGAAUCUGUACUGAGUUCUGGCUGUGGAAAACCUCUGCCAAGUGAUUUUUCUGCGGGUCAAACGACAUCAAUAAGGGUUCCCGCGGCAAAUGGUCAACCCGUUCGUCACUACAAGGUGCACCUCUCAGCCAACUUUCAAAACAAUCGAGGACACGCUAUUGUCUUCUCCUUUCAUGGUCACAAUGGAGAUAUGGACAAACAAGAAGAUCUAUCUCAAUUAUCUCAAAAAGGUCUACUUAUCAGCGGUGCGGGAAUCAUCGCUGUCUAUCCUAAGGGAAAGCUGGGGACGGACGGACAGACUGCUUGGCAAGGUGCACCAUAUUCUGCUCCCGGUGUAGAUGAUAUUGCUUUUGUGAACACAAUGAUCUUCACACUCCAAAGUAUAUUCUGUGUCGAUUCGUCUCGAAUCUAUGCAACUGGCAAGAGUAAUGGUGCAGGAUUCGUCAACCUUCUAGCUUGUACACCAUGGAUAGCUGCAAAGUUUGCCGCCUUUGCAACUGUCUCAGCAGCUUUCUAUACGACUACAUUCAACGGAGAUUGUCCCACUCAACGUGCCAUACCCAUUCUCGACUUUCACGGUACUGCAGACAGUGUGGCGGCAUAUAAUGGUGGACAAGCACACGGUGCGCUGCAGGUCAGUAUUAACAGUUUUCGACAAGGAUGGGCAUCACGCAAUGGAUGUCAGGGCAACGCGACAAUCUCUCAUCUAUCGAAAGGAACAGACCCUCAACAACUGGUUGAAAUUCAAACGUGGAACACGAACUGUAAAGCAGGUGGUACUGUUAUAGGAUACAAGAUCACUGAAGGGCAACAUGGAUGGCCUCGUACAACAUUACCAGCAAAGUGCAAUGGAAAGGUGGGAACGAAUGAUUGUACCACUACUGUGUUUGAUGCUACAUCAAGUGUUAUCAUCCCUUUUUUCAAUAAGUACAGAUUAUAG
This is a messenger RNA of Rotaria sordida, 2991 nucleotides long. The record is from the annotation of a GenBank genome assembly. NCBI's taxonomy places the organism in Eukaryota, Metazoa, Rotifera, Eurotatoria, Philodinida, Philodinidae.